CCUACGAGGCGGUGCCGGGGCGAGGGGCGGCGGUGCAGGCCCCAGCGGAGCCGCAGCUCGGGGGUGGCGGGUGCUGCUCGGCACGACCGAGCUCCUGCGGGCCGGGGGGUUCCGGGGCGCGGGCCCGGUGGCCGCCCCAGCCCCGCUGACGUGUCUCCUCCGCCCGCCGGCCCCGCGCAGGUGGACGCGGCCUACGGCGACAAUGGCCUGGACUCCGCGCUCUUCAUGGAAAAUGCCCGGAAAGGCAGCAUAGUGUCCCGGGCCAACAGCAUCGGCUCCACCAGUGCCUCUUCUGUCCCCAACACAGACGACGAGGACAGUGACUACCACCAGGAGUCCUCCAAGGAGUCCUACAAGGACCAGCGCCGCCGGGCGCACACCCAGGCCGAGCAGAAGCGCCGAGAUGCCAUCAAGAAAGGCUACAAUGACUUGCAGGCCAUCGUGCCCACCUGUGAGCAGCAGGAUUUCUCCAUCAGCUCACAGAAGCUGAGCAAGGCCAUUGUGCUGCAGAAAACUAUUGACUACAUCCAGUUCUUGCACAAGGAGAAGAAAAAGCAGGAGGAGGAAGUUUCUACCCUCAGGAAAGAUGUGAUGGCCUUGAAGAUCAUGAAAGUGAACUAUGAGCAGAUUGUGAAAGCUCAUCAGGACAAUCCAAACGAGGGGAAGAACCAGAUCUCUGACGAGGUGAAGUUCAAUGUUUUCCAAGGCAUCAUGGACUCCCUGUUCCAGUCCUUCAAUGCCUCAGUCUCUGUAACGAGUUUUCAGGAGCUCUCAGCGUGUGUCUUCAGCUGGAUUGAGGAGCACUGCAAGCCCCAGACGCUGCGGGACGUUGUCAUCGGGGUCCUGCACAAGGUGAAGAGCCAGCUCUACUGAGCCUCCCGUGCCACUUCUGUGCCCGUGGGGAUGGGGCACUUCUGCCAGAGGCCAGGGUGCCAGGCACCACCCUGGGCCCUCUCCCUUGUGGCUGUUUUUAAGGUUCUCUGAAUUAUUUAUUGUAUUCCUUCUGAAGCCCAACGGUGGCUGUGCAAUCAGUGCUGCUCCACUCAGUGCCUCCAGAUCUUUGUAGGGACUGGGCAGGAGGGGAGGGAAAGGUGGGGAGCAGAGUCUCUGGCUCAGGCCAUGGGGCUGCCUGUGCCACUGACUCUCCUUGCAGAGCUGAUCCCAGAGCAGCUCCACUCUGUGCCCUCAGGCCUGUGCCAGCCCUGCUGUCCCCAGGGUGGGCAAGUGUGACAAAUGCAUACUCAAAACCAUGGUUUCUGGUCUAGCAGCAGGAAUUGCUUUUCCCUGACCCUCUGGGCUGUGCCCUGCCCCUCUGAAGCAGCUGUUUUGAGUCAGCUGUUGCAUUUUGGAGGAGCCUGACAGUGCUGGCAGCAGGAUGAGCCCAUCAAGAGCUGGGAGCUGUGGCCCUGGCAGCACAUGCUAGGGCCUUGAUGAACCCCAAGCAUGCUGCAGCCAUGAGUCCCUGGGAAGGAUCAGAGGAAGUUCCUGCAAGUGCUGGAACACCUCUCCUUUUCAGAAACUCUGGGUGUACUGCACAGCAAAGUUCUGCAGCUGUAGCAUGGCAUGGCUGUGUGCACUUGCUGCUCCUCCUUAGAACUUUUGUACACACACGUACAUGACCAGCCUCGAUUUGAUUUUUAUUAUUGUAAAUUUUGGAAUGGUCCCACAGUGCUGCUUGUGCCAGCUGUAGAAGCAGCUGCUAUCAGGGACAUGUGUGACCCUCUCCCACGCCCAGUUUGGGUCACAGCUCUGCUGGGCACUGUCCAGAGUGAUGGGACCAGGGUGCUGCCAGCAGCAGGGUUGGUUCUCCAUAACCAUGCUUGUGCUCCUGCUCCAGGGGCACAUCCAGGGAAUGUUUUUCAGGCAGUUUUUCCAGCACUGAGGAGGGAGUGCUGCCUCCUGCCUUGGGAAGAAGACGUGGAAUUUUACAGACCUCACACGUGAAAGUGAUGUAUUUUUCUAUUGUGAAAAGUAAUUAAAUAAAUUUCACUGAAUGUUUUAAUGAU
Passer montanus (Eurasian tree sparrow) is the source of this 2006-nucleotide messenger RNA. It is a transcript of the gene MLX, whose product is annotated as MAX dimerization protein MLX. Lineage: Eukaryota; Metazoa; Chordata; Aves; Passeriformes; Passeridae. Gene Ontology annotation, biological process: regulation of transcription by RNA polymerase II. Gene Ontology annotation, molecular function: RNA polymerase II cis-regulatory region sequence-specific DNA binding; protein dimerization activity; DNA-binding transcription factor activity, RNA polymerase II-specific. Bases 226 to 873 code for a protein of 215 amino acids. The transcript is spliced from 7 exons. The record is from RefSeq and is a predicted model, not a curated record. Gene Ontology annotation, cellular component: nucleus.